Molecule: messenger RNA, 4397 nt
Organism: Hippocampus zosterae (dwarf seahorse)
Lineage: Eukaryota; Metazoa; Chordata; Actinopteri; Syngnathiformes; Syngnathidae
Product: WD repeat-containing protein 49-like
Exons: 19
Coding region: 1449-3995 (848 amino acids)
Molecular function (GO): protein binding
Source: RefSeq, a predicted model, not a curated record
AAGUUGUGUGUUAACAUAUUUUCAGGAGCAACCAAAAUACCUAUUCUAUUAUUGAUUAGUGCUGCCGUAGUACUUCCAAAUUCUAUCUGACGGUUGCGAAUGUCACUCGGCAGAGCACAGACUCACUCCACGCUCUCACAUCUGGGAAAAGGUCCUUAGUCAGGAAAUAAGACAUUUGAUAAUUAGUAUGACGCACGCUUUUGUAACAAGCUAUGAAUAAAAUGAUGCUAAGAUCAUUUCUUUAGGACCCUUCUUUACUAAUAAUAGUCACACAAACCUUCAAGGCACAACUGUUCCUCAAAGUGUCGAUUAGAGAGUUCAAAGAGUUGGGAAAGAUUUAGCAAAGUAAAUCUUUGUGUGCGAUGAAAGUCUUUCACUUCUUCUCCACUGUCCUUCCUUUUCUUCUUCCACCGUACAGUAGCAGGAUCUGGACAUUUUUUUUUCCUCUCAUUGCAGCACCUUCAUUCUUCUCCCUGUAUAAUAGUGGAUUUUCCACGGUGGAUUUGCGCGGGGCUAUUUUGAGCUGUGCGCUGGCUCCUCUGUGCAGCACUGUAAUCCAAUUGUGAUAGCUUUAAUUUUGAAAGGUUUUUUUAAAAACGUUUUUUUUUUUAAUUGAAAUUGCUGAGACCUAAUUUUCUGAUCCUGUCACCGUUGACGACCGCUGUAAUCGGCUAAUUCAAGUUAUUCCAAGCCAUUAAGUCGCACGCAGGAACUGCUUGUGGUCACUGAGGCAGGAGGGAAGAGAUCAUAUCUGCGCUGAAUGAGCCGCGAGUGGUGUUUUGGAGAUAUGUUUUUUUUUUUUUCCCCAGUUACCAAAUCCCAAGAAAUGUUCUUGGUCUUGACCGCAGUAAACCCCCCCCCCCCCCCACAGGUAUUUGAAUGGCACCAAUAAAGCUCUUGAGUUGUGUGUGUGUGUGUGUGUGUGGGUGAGAAUGAGAGUCUUGCUGAAGCCCAAGUUCAUGCUAUUAUCAGUGUUGUUAAAAAAAAUGCUGGGAUUGACUUUUUGUGUUGUAACUACGGUACAUUUGGCGUGUUGCUGUUGCUCUGAUCGUUCUCUAUAGUGCCUAAUCCGUGAAUGAACACGCAUUGUCUAGAAACCAAAAGAUAGGGCCAGGACGAACAAAUGCAACUCUUGGUUGCCAGGAAACUUGCACGGGUCUUUGGCAAGUUGGCCAUAUAAAAGAACAGAAGUGUGUGUGUGUGUGUGAGAGAGAGAGACCACUGCCUGCCCAGUGAACGCUUUGGGGGUUUUUGGGCCACAUCCUGGGUUGUUGGUGUUGUUUGUCGCUAGGUUCCAACCGUGUCUGCCUGGAAUCAAACUCCACACACAGGAGGCACUUUUAGACGUUCAACAACUUGGUAUGGCGACUGCAAUUACUUGGUCUCCAGUGAUGACACCCGUGUCAAGUAUGCUGUUGAUUGAAUGACAGGGCUGAUGACGCGUAACCAUGGCAGCCAGGAUGGAGGUGACACUGCUCGAGAGCAGGAUGAGCAUGGAAGACUACAAGAAGCUACAGGGCCUGUUUUUUGUCUCCCCUGGGGUGUCCCGCUCCUUGACCAGAAGUGAAUUCAUCCGCCUUGCCCCCUCAUCGGUCGGUCACGGCUCCAAAGAGGACUACGGCCUGUUGUUUGACAGCGUGGUUGUCAGUCAGGGGCAGCGCGGUCUCUUCUUUCACGGCGAUGCCGUGAAGCAAGAGGCUCGAAUAGACAGCGGGGGGCUGUGCUCUUUUCUUCAGCAGGAGCUAUCCGAAAAGCUGAAGCACAGCAGAAUGAAACGCGUUCCUUGCUGGAAGCCUCCCCGCUCUCUGACUUGCCCCCAUCGAGAUCCGGUCCAAAAGGUGUUGUACCUGCCCAGUUGGGGUCAAUACAUGACCGUGAGUCAAGGAGGAUUUGUGGGGCUGCGGGACUGCGGUGACAUGUCGCUCGUGAGCAGCCAACGAUUGCAAAACAGCACAGUCCAAGCCAAAGACCUGUGGGUGACGGACGUCGUGCUGCUGCAAAAUGUACACAAGAUAGCUGUGUCGUUUACAAGUAAAGAGGUGUGUUUUUAUGACACACUAUCCAAAAAGGACUUCAGAUGCAAAUAUAAAGUCCAGGGUUUAAGGUUUACUCCGUGGUGUCUGGAUUAUUGGUCCGAUGCCUCAAAGCCAGAUCAGGCUAUCCUCACUCUAGGUGACAUUGGUGGACAGGUCAGCGCUUUAUUUUUCACCUCAGCCCAGAUGUAUUUGUUUGAGCGACGUAGUCGCUGGACAGACUCCGAUUCCGCGCUCAUCAUUCAAUGGGAUGAUGUGGUCAAAGGAAAACACCACUGCUGUUCUAUUGUUCAACAUCAGGCACACAAGCCUGCCUGGGUGAGGAAAGUACUUUACCUGGACUCACUGGAGGCCUUUGUGUCGUGCAGCACCAGGCCACAAAGCAGCAUUGCGAUUGGCUGGAAGGAGAAGGACGGCAAGAGCCUCCAGGUGACCACUUUCUUUACAGAGAGAGGAGUGUGGGACAUCGACUAUCACCGGGAACUUAAGCUGAUUGCCACUGCAGGUUUGGAUCAUCGGGUUCUGCUGUGGAACCCCUACGUGACCUCCCAGCCAUCGUACCUACUCAGUGGCCACGUUGCCCCAGUUACGGCUAUUUGUUUCUUGCAGAAGAAAAAACACCUGCUCAGCUACUCCAGAGAUAAGGUUCUGUGUUUAUGGGACGUUUCAAGUCAGCUUUGUAUUCAUCGUCUGGGUGGCGUUUUCCCAGCCACACGGGAAGACGCGCGCACACUCCUGCUCCCGAUCGAAGAGCGCCAACUCCUGCUGCUCACCUUCAACAGCCUCCUCGUCUUGUUGGAGAGCACGGAGGAGGAGACGAGGGCCAGCGGUCACAAGCACCCUGUCACCUGGGUGCUUUACAACAGUCUUUUCAGACACGUAAUAAGCAGUGACACCGGCUCCUCUGUGAUCUGCUGGCUGGCUGACACGGGCCAAAAGGUUAAGCAAAUCCACCGUUGCCACGGCAACGCCGAGAUCUCCACCAUGGCUUUGGAUGGCACGCAGACGCGGCUGUUCACUGCAGGCAAUGAUGGAGAGGUUAAAGUGUGGGACUUCAAUGGCCGCUGCCUCCACAGAAUGAACGUUGCCCUGGGCAAGGCUGCGGCCAUAUCGCACAUGCUGCUGCUGAGGACGAGCCUCCUGGUGAUGGGAUGGCAGAGGAUGCUGACAGUAUUCCGCCGGCAUGCCUUCUCCAAGUUUCACGUUGACCCAUCAGAGUGGAAGGGCGGUGUUCAUCAUCGCGCCGAAGUGCUCUGCGCUGCCUUCCAACCUCCGCAGACUCUCGUCACAGGAAGCCGCGAUGGAGAGAUUAUAGUGUGGAACAACGACACCGAAAAAGCUCUGCGGAAACUGCAGCUGCCGGCUAAACAUGAAGAAUUCAGUAAGCAGCAAGAGCAAACGGAGCAUUCCCCUGACACCAUCGCCACGUUGACCUUCUUACCAGGUCGUACAUCUGCACAAAUAGCAAACGGUGGCGCCAACUUGGUGUCAUCUGGCAGUUGCGGGCUAGUCAGGCUCUGGAACACAGUCCACGGCCGACUCCUGGGACAGUUCACGGCUCACGAGGCACAGCUGGGCUCUGUCGUCAUGACUGUCAGCCCCUGUGGAAAGUUUUUAGUCACGGCAGAUAGGGCGGGCGCAAUCAAGACGUGGGACAUGGAGGUGCAAAUCAGAGAACACUACUGCCUGAAGUCAGACGGCAGAGUAGUGACCGAAUCUCCAGAAUUGGUGCACAGUUUCCGUCCACACAAGGAUGGGGUCACCCACCUGCAUACGAGUUUCCACGCCGAUCGGCUGAUCCUUCUGUCAGCAUCUUCAGACUGUAGGGUGGCCCUCAGCUAUCUGCCAGGAGAAACCAUUGGCUUUUUUGGACAGGAGGAGCAGUGGAGCAUCAUGAGGCCCGCGUGUGUUCACCCACAGCAGGACACCUGUAAUGAUCGACGCCCUGACAACACAGCAUGAACGCGAGGAGGUGGAAAUAGACAAGACGGCGGAGAGUGAGCAGCGCAGGGGAGGGGCUAGCCAGGCAGCCUCCUCAGCUAGGGUGCUCUGCACCACACACCUGAGACUCGUAAGCUCAUCACCCACCUGUUGCCUAUCUGCUCGUUUGGACUGGUACAAAUUGACUCCCAGACUAUUCCUCAGUGCAAGUUUGUGCCGUCACCACGCCAGUGGACUGUGUUGCCAUUUCCUGCAGCUUCUUGGUCCUUGUGUGGACAUUUCCUUGUGGACUCCUCGUGCUUCCCCCAGAGUGCCUUUGCGAAGACUCUUCAAUAAACUACGGCAAGUGUUGGCUUCAACGAUACCUGCCUGUUGUCGUGCUAUUGGGGUCACAUCCAAACCCCAACACAUUUGGUUAGGAAG